AUGAGCAACCCAUACAGCGGUGGCCCACCAACUUUCACACCAUCUGCGAGCUCCAGGAGGACAUCAUAUGCAACAGUAGCGGCAGGAACACCGACAAGUCCGCCUCGCGAUCCCAAUCCGCUGAGCAGACCACAUUCCGGCACACCGACAAGAGACGGUGAAAGAGACGGCAACAUGAGCACGUCGAGGAGUACAUAUGCGCCCCUCGGUGCAGGUUUUACACAUGAGAGGCGGCCAGGCACAUCAGGCAGGAGUGAUGGCCCAGCAGGAGCCAGUGCAAGCUGGGCGAGCGAUGCCAUAGGAUAUGGCGCGGGCUCGGGGUAUGAACAGCGUACGACCGUCUUCAAGCCUUCGUAUCUACGGACGUCACGAUAUGUGCAGAGAUUAGAACAGGCGUAUGAGGCACAUCUUGCUGAGCUGCAAGAGUAUGCGAACCGACAUCCAACGAUCAAGAUACCGCUAUCGACGAACUCAAGCAACGUUAACCUGAGCAAGAUGACUCCUGCACAUAUACAUCGAGGUCUUGUGCAGGAUGUGAUUGAGAGGCUAUCACCGUCACCGGUAGAGUCUGGACUACACCCGUUGCCCGGCAGAUGGAGUGAGGAGGACAAGAUGAAUGGGCUGGAGAUCAUGGCAGACGGCACGGAGGUACGAUUCAACGGCGUCACCAAGACUAGUGACGAGGCAGCUGCUGUGAGAAGCGACUUUCCCAUGCCGAAAGAAGUUGGGAUAUAUUACUUUGAGGUGACAGUACUGUCGCGAGGCAAGGACGGCUAUAUUGGAAUCGGGUUCUCCGGGAGGAAGGCGAACUUGAACAGGCUACCUGGGUGGGAAGGCGAUUCGUGGGCGUAUCACGGCGACGAUGGCUAUGUGUUCUCGUGCAGCGCAAGUGGUAAGGCUUAUGGACCCAGAUUCGCUUCGCAAGACGUGGUCGGCUGUGGUGUGAACUUUCGCACGGGUGAUGCUUUCUUCACUAAGAAUGGAAACUUCCUGGGCAGAGCAUUUACCGACAUCAAAAGUGAUCGACUUUAUCCUUCAGUUGGCAUGAAGAAACCCGGUGAACAUCUACGCAUCAACUUUGGCAAAGCACCGUUCGUCUUCGACAUCGACACAAUGGUUGAGGAAGAGCGACGGAACAUCAUGACAGACAUCAACAACACUGACGUGUCAGAGUUACAUCCUCCUGACGACGAAAACGCGCUCGUUCACAAUCUCAUUGGGCAAUACCUGGCGCAUGAAGGUUACAUUGAGACUGCCAAAGCAUUCAGCGCGGACGUGCAAGAGCGACAGCAAUCGAUUUCAGACCCCUCCCAAACAUCGCAAUUCAGCAGCGAAGAGAAAGACAUCCACGCCAACAACAGGCAAAGGAUACGCCGAAGCAUUCUUGACGGCGACAUUGACAGAGCGCUGAAGUACACGAGCACGUACUACCCACGGCUGUUCGAGAAUGAGAAGACGCAGGAUAUUUACUUCCGGCUACGAUGUCGAAAGUUCAUUGAGAUGAUGAGGCGAUACUCUGAGCUCACUACGGCGACCUCAUCACCCACGACAGUGACCAAGUCGGUCGACUCGCUUCCUAGCAAUGGUCACGUCGAAGCCGCAGACGACGGCGAAGACCUCGAAGAGCCACCUGAUACACAAAUGGAGCUGGACGAUCAGCUGCAUCGUGAAGUAUCGAAAGGUCACGAGGAGCCAACAAUAUCAACUGACAAUGUGGACAUGGAUGCAUCACAAGAGCUGCCGCCGAAACUCACUUUCAUGAAAGCGGAGCAAGUGCUGAAUCAAGCCGUCAAAUAUGGCCAGGAGCUGAAUGCCGAGUUUGGUAAAGACCCCAGACCGGCGAUACAGAGCUUCUUGAGGGAGAUUUUCGCCAUCGUCGCCUACGGCAAUCCCUCAAAUAGUCCCAUGGCACACCUCUUCGACGCGACAGGGAGGGCAGAGAUUGCGGAGGACGUCAAUGGGGCUGUUCUUGUGUCCCUCGGCAAACCCUCAUCAGCCGCUCUCGAAAAGCUCUGCGCGCAGACCGAAGCUCUCCUUGACGAAACAGCGAACAAAACGGGUGGUGCGGCGGCUUUGAUUCAAGUUCGUGAGGACUUUUUGAGGGAGUAG
Fulvia fulva is the source of this 2109-nucleotide messenger RNA. RefSeq names its product Ran-binding protein 9. The coding region runs from base 1 to 2109 and encodes 702 amino acids. Gene Ontology annotation, cellular component: cytoplasm. The record is from RefSeq and is a predicted model, not a curated record. Gene Ontology annotation, molecular function: protein binding. The transcript has 3 exons. Lineage: Eukaryota; Fungi; Ascomycota; Dothideomycetes; Mycosphaerellales; Mycosphaerellaceae. Gene Ontology annotation, biological process: cytoskeleton organization; cell surface receptor signaling pathway.